This is a messenger RNA of Carassius auratus (goldfish), 1229 nucleotides long. Its product is annotated as translation initiation factor eIF-2B subunit alpha-like. Gene Ontology annotation, molecular function: translation initiation factor activity; guanyl-nucleotide exchange factor activity. Lineage: Eukaryota; Metazoa; Chordata; Actinopteri; Cypriniformes; Cyprinidae. Gene Ontology annotation, biological process: translational initiation. The transcript is spliced from 9 exons. The coding region runs from base 58 to 1101 and encodes 347 amino acids. Gene Ontology annotation, cellular component: eukaryotic translation initiation factor 2B complex. The record is from RefSeq and is a predicted model, not a curated record.
AAAAUAAAAUAGUAUAGAUAUAGAUAAAUAAUGUAAAUAUAAUUUUUUUAAGGAUACAUGGGGAUGAAUAUGAGUAAAAGCAAUGCAAUAAAGAGAGUCUCGGUCGAAGGAAACAUUGUCCCGCAGGUGGCGCUAAACACAUCCUCGUCAAUACUGACGAAGAAGAAGAAGAAGAUCGCGCUGAGCAGCAGCAUGGAAGAAACAGAGCUGGUGGGAUAUUUCCGAGCGCAGAUCAGAGAAGACCCGGACGUGGCUUCAGCGGUGGCUGCUAUCCGAUCGCUGCUGGAGUUCCUCAAGAGGGACCCGAGUGAGACCAUCCUCGGCCUGCGAGAGAACAUGACACAGGCCAUCCGGAGACUGGAAGAGACGGAUUCAUCGGUGGCCGUGUCGUCUGGAGGAGAGCUGUUCCUGCGCUUCAUCAGUCUGACCUCGCUGGAGCACCCGGAUCUCUCGCAGUGUAAGAAUCUGAUGAUAGAGCGAGGUGAGCUCUUCUUGAAGAAAAUAUCGCUGUCCAGGGGCAAAGUGGGAAAGCUGUGCCACACCUUCAUCAAAGAUGGAGCAAAAAUCCUCACACACUCAUCGUCCCGAGUGGUUUUAAAGGUUCUGGAGAACGCAGCGGCUGAUAACAAACGUUUCACAGUAUACGUCACCGAAUCGCAGCCGGACUCAGCGGGUAAACUUAUGGCUCAAAAGUUGCGCAAACUCAACAUCCCCGUCAUGGUGGUGCUUGAUGCUGCAGUCGGGUACAUCAUGGAGAAGGUCGACCUGGUGAUUGUGGGCGCUGAGGGCGUUGUGGAAAGUGGAGGUGUUAUAAACAAGAUUGGUACCUAUCAGAUGGCCGUGUGCUCCAAGGUGCACAACAAACCGUUUUAUGUGGUGGCAGAAAGUUUCAAGUUUGUGCGGCUCUACCCUCUGAACCAGCAAGACGUACCCGACAGAUUCAAGUAUACAGCAGAUAUCCUGAAGACAGUGAAGGAUCUGAACCAAGAGCACCCCAUGAUCGACUACACCCCUCCGUCCCUCAUCACGUUACUCUUCACGGACCUCGGGGUGCUGACGCCCUCUGCUGUCAGCGACGAGCUCAUCAAACUCUACCUAUGAUCAUCGUGAUGAUGACCGCUCUUCAUAAAGCAUUUCUAUCAUUGCCUAAGUGUAUGCACCUGAGAGAUCCUGUAUUUGAAGAGUAUGACACAAUCCUGAUGUUAAGAUUAAAUUAUCUGUUUAGUGGA